Messenger RNA from Candidozyma duobushaemuli, 1266 nucleotides. It is a transcript of the gene ERG8, whose product is annotated as phosphomevalonate kinase. Lineage: Eukaryota; Fungi; Ascomycota; Pichiomycetes; Serinales; Metschnikowiaceae. Gene Ontology annotation, biological process: ergosterol biosynthetic process; isopentenyl diphosphate biosynthetic process, mevalonate pathway. Gene Ontology annotation, cellular component: peroxisome. Bases 1 to 1266 code for a protein of 421 amino acids. Gene Ontology annotation, molecular function: ATP binding; phosphomevalonate kinase activity. The transcript has 2 exons. The record is from RefSeq and is a predicted model, not a curated record.
AUGGCCCACGUCUUCAGUGCUCCAGGAAAAGCCCUACUUGCAGGCGGCUACUUGGUCAUUGACCCUCAAUAUGAAGCAUAUGUUACGGCACUUUCGUCCAGAAUGCACGCCCAUGUGCAGCUGGUCGAGUCUUCGGAUUGUCGUAUUUACAUUUCGUCACCACAGUUUGGUGGAGAAUGGGAGUACACCGUGAAGCUCAGCGACGACGCUCCUGCUUUUGCUGAAACCCAGGGAAGGAAGAACCCUUUUCUCGAGGCCACCGUGAAGACUGUGCUCAACUAUCUACUACCCUCAGACCGUUUCGACGUGAAGAUCACGCUCUUCUCUGAUCCAGGCUACCAUACCACCGAGGGCACGUCCGCUAAAAGCUCGCUGAACGGCAGAAAGUCGUUUUUGUUCCACCAGAAGCCUAUUGACCAGGUGCCCAAGACCGGUAUGGGCUCCUCUGCUGGUUUGGUGUCGGUAGUUACUGCUGCACUUUUUAGUCAUUUCUUGAAGCAGCCGCUCAACUACACGAGAAACACGGUCCACAACUUGGCUCAAAUCGCCCAUUGUGAAGCGCAGAAGAAGAUCGGCUCUGGUUUUGACGUUGCGGCUGCUGUUUACGGCUCUAUCAUCUACAGACGGUUCAAGCCUGAGGUUUUCAACCACCUUCUCGGCAGAGACCUGGACAGACAACUCUGCUCUGAGCUUCGUGAAGCCGUCGACUCCAACUGGAGCUUUACACACACGCAUUGUUCGCUUCCCAAGGGAAUCAAGCUAGUCAUGGGUGACGUGAGUGCUGGUUCUGAGACACCAAAGCUCGUUUCCAAGGUGCUCGCAUGGAAGCAGCUGGACCCCGAAAGCGCUAUCUGGUACGAGCAUCUCAACCAGGGCAACAAGGCUUUCGUCAGGUCAUUGGAGCAGCUCCACAACCUCAGUGAGACGAAUAGAGACUACGAUACGUUAUUGGCCGAUCCGGCGACGCUCGAGCUGCUUAGAAGAGCUAUUGCACAGAUCAGAAGAGGCUUCCAAGAGAUCGAGCCUCCUGAGCAGACAGAGUUGCUUGACAAGUGCAACAGUUUGCCUGGAUGCGUAGGCGGGUUGGUUCCUGGGGCAGGAGGCUACGAUGCCAUCAGUGUCCUUGUGCUUGAGAAGGAAAUGGAGGCUUUCCAGAAGGCCAGUGAGGAGGACGAGUACUUCAGCCGGGUAUCGUGGCUCGACCUCUCGGAGGAGUCUGCGGGCCUUUUGGAGGAAGACCCCCGGAACUAUUCUGGAUUGGUCUGA